Molecule: messenger RNA, 1646 nt
Organism: Chanos chanos (milkfish)
Lineage: Eukaryota; Metazoa; Chordata; Actinopteri; Gonorynchiformes; Chanidae
Gene: bscl2
Product: BSCL2 lipid droplet biogenesis associated, seipin
Exons: 11
Coding region: 86-1333 (415 amino acids)
Biological process (GO): lipid storage; lipid droplet organization
Cellular component (GO): endoplasmic reticulum membrane
Source: RefSeq, a predicted model, not a curated record
AUCCGCUGCCGAUGAGCGCUGAUGUGAGUUACUGAUUGUCAGAAGAGACUAGGCAGCCGUGGGGUUCCAGGCCAGCCGUUAAACCAUGGGCACAGUGACGGGGCCCCUGCUGCUGUGGCUUCAGGAUGUGGCGGCUGUGACGCUGCUGCGUGCCAGGAAGACCCUGCUUCAGGCUGCCAUCCUGUUCUGCGUGCUGGUGCUGCUCCUCUGGGUGUCUGUCUUCCUCUACGGCAGUUUCUACUACUCAUACAUGCCCUCUGUGAGCUUCUCCACACCUGUGCACAUCUACUACAGAACAGACUGUGAAUCCUCCAGCUCAGUUCUCUGUUCAUUUCCUCUGGCGAACAUCUCACUGCUCAAGAAUGGCAGAGAUCAGGUGAUGGUCUACGGGCAGCCAUACCGAAUCUCUCUGGAGCUGGAAAUGCCAGAAUCUCCAGUCAACGAACAGCUUGGCAUGUUCAUGGUCCAAAUGUCGUGCUACACCAAAGACGGUCAGGUCAUGUCAUCUGUGGCACGAUCGGCCAUGCUCCACUACCGCUCAAGCCUGCUGCAGACCCUGAGUACGCUCAUGUUCUCUCCUCUGCUGGUGAUGGGGGUCUCAGAGCAGAAGCAGCUCAUCGAGGUGGAGCUCUACCCCGACUACAGGGAAAACGCCUACCAGCCCACCACUGGAGCUUUCAUUGAGAUCCAGUCUCGGCGGAUCCAGAUCUAUUCUGCCCAGCUCAGGAUCCACGCCUACUUUACCGGACUCAGAUAUGUUUUGUAUAAUUACCCACUGAUGUCGGCAGUGGUGGGCGUGGCCAGUAACUUUGCCUUCCUCAGCGUCAUGGUUCUCUUCAGUUAUCUGCAGUUUAUCUGGGGCGGAGUUUGGCCAUCAGAACAAGUCCGAAUACAGGUGAUGAUGGGAAAUGAUACACGCCUCCAGCAGAGGAGAGAGGAGGCGCGUAAACGCAUGAGCUCAUCAUCCAGCACUCCCAUUAAGAGACCUGAAAGUGAAAGUAAACUCAGCGUGCAGCAACCACAGGAACACAAACAAACAGCAAAUGUAAAAAAGAAAGGAGAGUUGGAAACACUCACAGUUGUCGGUUACAUGAGUGAACCAACUGAUCAACAAGAGGACACAGCUGAUGACCAACCUGUCUUCCUGGAGGCUCCCCACAUAGUUGAAACGGAAGUGAGUGAGAUCGAGCCAGAUGCCCCGUACCAGGUGGCAGGAGAUGAGGUACAAGAAGAAGAAGAGGAGGAGGAGGAAGAGGAGGUGGAUGAGACCCAGCCACCCCAGCUUAGCGACACCAAGCUUCGACAUAGACACGGGCCCUGGAUGAGUCUCUGAGUAACACACACACACACACACACACACAGAAGGGUAGCAUGGUGUGCCUUCCUUCACUCACAGUGGGACUUCACCAAAGUAAAGCAUUUAUGAGCAGUCGCCCAGCAGACAUUCCUUCUGUCAGUUCAUUUUCCUUAAACACGUUGGACAUGUUUUUGUUCCUCCCUGUCGUGACAAUGAAAAGUUUACCUCAUUCCUGCUUCAGUCUCGUCCUGGAUGGCCUUUUGCUCCCUCACCCUAGGCUCACAGUACACAAGCUGCUGUAGAGGGAACACAGACUGCUGAGCCCACUUGUGUACUCCUCAUAGCCAUA